AUGAUCCCCCAAUGGAUUCUCUACACUGAAUUUGACACUCCUUUGUAUGCCGAUAUAUUUGUCUCCUCGAGUUCGCGUCGCCGCGUAUCAUCUGUCUCUGUUGUGAUGGAUUCCCCCACGCAGAUAGAUGAUGCGGAUGCGCAGGUAACAGAGCCUCUGCAGGAAUUCCAGGGCUCCUUGACUGCACCGGCGCAACCUGUCGAGCAUUCUCAGACGGAGAACCUCUUUCACGAGGUCGACAAUUCCAAAAUCACGAACAGCCAGAAGUCCCAUAACGACGAUGCUUCUGACACCGCACAAGCGCAAUUAGGGCAGAAGUUAGCCACAGUUGAGAUCCCGGCAAUAUCAAACCCCCACGAAUAUGAAUUUCUGCCUGGGCAUCACGAUGUCCGAUGCAUCAUCAGUGAGACCUCAGUCAAGAAUCAGGGGACCAUGUAUCGAGUCAAAUUGAAGAGUGGCGAGAUACAAACGAUCCCACUCGACCAUUUUCGUAUCCUCAACAACGCCAGACAGGCUUUAGAAUACUUUUAUGCACAUGGAUAUUCUAGCAGUUCUUCACCUAAUGCUUCUAUGUACGCUUCCGAGCCUUCUGAUACCGACCGGUAUUUAUCUUCCUCUUCAGAUCGGCCCCGCAGGACGCAACGUUUGAACAUCAGACGAGGCCAUUUUACGGCAUUUUUUGAGAACGAGAGUGAGGAGACCACGAGUAGUGAUGAGCUCGUUUCAAGUCUGAGCCGAAGGCGCCAGUUAAGACCCAGGGAGAAUAUCAUGUAUGACGAUGAUGCACGGAGAGGUUCACGCUUUUCAACCAGGAAGAGAAAUGUUUUGAGACAUAAUCUGCGUGAGAGGCUUGAAGAUGAUAUCUCCGAACAUGAGAGUGAGGGCCGUCGAAAAGAGAGAUUUUUUGGCGCAAAGGAAACAUUCCAAAGGAUCCCACGAGACGAUUGGUUUAGACUUCAUCAUCGGAAUGCGUGUGAAACAUGCUAUGCACCUGGCGAUGACUAUGCAAAGGGGCCGCUGGUCUUUUGCCAAGGGUGCACCAGUGCCUACCACCAAACUUGCUUGGGCCCCCGCUCAUCAAGGGACCAUCUGGUUACUAAAGUAGCUGAGGGCCAGUUUGUUCUUCAGUGCCGUCGUUGUAUUGGGCUUCUUCAUGCCAAAAAUCAUCUUUUUCCGCACCAGGGCUGCUGCGCUGUAUGCACCAGUCCUGGGGACAUGUCCAAUCCUCUCAGAGAACGCCUAACACCACGUCAAGAACAACAGCUACGUCUAAAGAAUGAAAGCAAAGAUCCUGUUACGCUCGUUGAUAAAUCCCAGAUUAAUAACGUGAAGAAUCUUCUCUUCAGAUGCGCCAAGUGCCAUAGAGGAUUUCAUUUUGAACAUCUUCCUCCAAAGACUGUUGAAUUGCUGGUACCCCGGGAUCUCAUGCGUACGCGGUUUGAAGAAUAUUCACGCAGUUGGCAAUGUCAUGAUUGUUCUUCAGCUUCAGGAGAGAUUGACGCGAUAGCUGCAUGGCGACCUAAAAAUCUCCGUACUCUUCCCCCUGGCUCCACUGCAGAUACCCUUAAAGAAGACGAUAAGGAGUAUCUCAUCAAGUGGAAAGGAAAGUCUUAUUACCGCACCACAUGGAUGCCUGGUUCCUGGGUCUGGGGAACAGCAAAUGGUGCAAUGCGACGGGCUUUCUUCAGGUCGACAAAGAACUGGAGUCCCUUUAUGACUACUGAGGAAGCUAUCCCAGAAGAAUUUCUUCGAGUGGACAUCGUCUUCGAUGUUCGCUUCUCAGAUACUUCCAAGGAGCGAAGUCUCGAGGGAGACCUAGCCCGCGUGAAUAAGGUCCGGGAAGCAUACGUGAAAUAUAAGGGUCUAUCUUACGAAGAUUCAGUUUGGGAGUCACCUCCAGAUCCCAGUGAUGUCGAACGAUGGAACGAUUUCAAGGCUGCAUAUAAUGACUGGGCCCGGCGUGAUUAUAUUCAUCCCCCAAAUGCAGAGAGCCUCAGGAAGCAUCUUGUGGAAGUCCGGAAACAAGACUUCAAAUCAACACUGGUCUUGGACAAACAACCUGAGAACAUGACGGGCGGCAAAAUUAUGGAUUAUCAAAAAGAAGGUUUGAAUUGGCUUUAUUACAUGUGGUUUAAGCAGCAAAAUGCCAUUCUGGCUGAUGAGAUGGGGCUUGGGAAGACUAUCCAAGUUAUUGGUCUAUUUGCAACCUUGAUUCAAUACCAUAGAUGUUGGCCGUUCCUGGUUGUUGCCCCUAACCCAACAUGUCCAAACUGGAGGAGGGAAAUACGAUCUUGGGCCCCGUCUAUUCGAGUCGUCACUUAUUUUGGAUCCCAAAGCGCCAGAAAGCUGGCUAAUGAGUAUGAAAUGUUUGCGGAUGGCAGCAAAGAUCUUGCAUGUCAUGUUGUGGUUGCCUCUUAUGAGACAAUGGUUGAUGAAGCUUCUAGGAAGAUGUUGGCAAGAAUACCCUGGGCGGGACUUGUUGUUGAUGAAGGACAACGUUUGAAAAACGAUAAGAGCUUGCUCUACAUGUCUCUCUCACGGAUGAAGUUCCCUCUCAGACUCCUCCUAACGGGUACCCCUUUACAAAACAACACGCGGGAACUUUUUAAUCUUAUUCAGUUCUGUGAUCCCACGAAAGACGCUGAAACCUUGGAGACUCAAUAUGGAACUCUCACGAAAGAUAAUAUUCAAGAACUUCACGGUAUGAUCCGGCCAUUCUUCCUGAGGCGUACGAAACUGCAGGUUCUCGACUUCCUACCUCCCUUGGUUCGGAUCAUUUUGCCCGUUUCAAUGUCUGUUGUACAAAAGAAACUAUACAAAUCCAUCCUAGCAAAAAAUCCCCAUCUGAUCAAGGCUAUCUUCCAGUCUGGUAAUGUGAAGCGGACUGAACGACAUAACCUCAACAACAUUUUGAUUCAACUUCGAAAAUGCUUGUGCCAUCCAUUUGUCUACAGCAGGGCAAUAGAAGAGAGGACCACUGACGCCGCUACAUCCCAUCGCCAUCUUGUGGAAGCGUCGGGCAAGCUUCAAUUACUAGAAUUGAUGCUGCCGAAGCUGAAAGAGCGUGGUCAUCGAGUUCUCAUUUUCAGUCAGUUCUUAGAAAAUUUGGACAUAGUGGAAGAUUUUCUGGAAGGACUUGGGCUGUUAUAUCGCCGCCUUGACGGAUCUAUGUCAUCAUUGGAGAAACAAAAGGAAAUUGAUGCGUUCAAUACUGAAGACUCGCAUUAUUUCGCCUUUCUUCUUUCCACACGAUCAGGGGGUGUCGGAAUCAACCUUGCGAGCGCAGAUACUGUUAUCAUAAUGGAUCCGGAUUUCAAUCCCCAUCAAGAUAUGCAAGCUCUAUCCCGUGCACAUCGAAUCGGGCAAAAGAAAAGGGUCCUUGUUUUCCAGCUGAUGACUCGUGCCAGCGCUGAAGAGAAAAUCAUUCAGAUUGGCAAAAAGAAGAUGGCCCUUGAUCAUGUCCUCAUUGAGAAAAUUGACGAAGACGAUGUAGUAGAUUUGGAAUCCAUUCUGCGUCAUGGAGCUCAGGCCUUGUUUGAGGAUGAUGAUUCUGAAGACGUCCAUUAUGAUGACCAAUCUGUCGAAAAGCUUCUGGAUCGCAGUCAAAUUGAACAAGAAAAGCCGGCAGACGACAACGGGGAAUCUCAAUUUAGCUUUGCUAGGGUGUGGGCUAAUGACAAUUCUGCUCUGGAGGAUCAACUGGAAGACCCGGACAAGGAGCCUUUGCCACCCAGCUCAACCGUUUGGGAGAAAAUCCUACAGGAGCGUGAACAAGCAGCGGCAGAAGAAGCUAGGCUGAGGAGUGAGACCCUUGGUAGAGGAAAGCGGAAGCGAAAUACAGUUGAUUAUUCCACAACUGGAGCCGACGAAACUUCUUUAAACCCGAAAAGGUCCAAAAAGCGCCGGAGGGAUAGAAGUGAUGAUGAGGAAUUCCAAGCAGGUGAAGAAUCAGAUACGGUUGCAGAAGACGCCAGUAUGGCCUCGGAUCAGUUGGAAGAAAAAGCACCUACGCAGAUAAAGGAUAAUGUGGUGAGUAAGCACAGUGCUGACCAAGGAACAGUGCAGUCAUUCAAACGUGCUCCAUCACCCAGCAAGGUGUCUAUUCCAGCCUUAAAUAGCAACAUCGAACAGCGUCUUCCUGAUGCUCCUUGUAUAGCCUGCAAUGAGCGCCAUCCUGUCGGUUAUUGCCGAUUGAAACUGGCGGGUGUCGAGCAUUGCGGUCUCUGCGGCCUUGCACACUUUGGUUACUCACGUACUUGUCCACAUCUGCAUUCAGAUCGCCAAGUCACCAAGAUGCUUGACGCUUUGAAAAGAAGCAAUGAGUCAAAAGAGAUCGUUGAUGCUGCCAGAAAGUACUUGUAUGGUGUUCGUCAUAAUCUUGCAACCCGGAGGAGAAUGGCGGCGAAGGAGGCUGCAGCUGCGAGGAAUCGACCGCAGCCAGAUGAGCAAGCACAGUCAAUAGCUAGGCAACCGGGUCCUAGUCAGAAUGCAGCACCAGUCCAGACCCAGGAGCAACACAGGCCUGCGCAGCCAUUGCCAGCAACUACCGCAACUGACCCUCCACUUGCAUACUCCACGGUGAAUCCUACGCCCGGCGGUCUGUAUGGUCUUGUCCAGAACAUGCAGCAGCAUCCGGGAACAGCAUCUAUUGCAAUGCCUCAGAGACUAGGUCGACUUUCAAAUCUUAUCAAUAAGUAUGAAUAUGACCCGAAUACAAUAAUAAAGAACCCUCUAGCCUCGUCGCAAGAUGGGCAGCAAUAUCAACAAGCAGUACCAAUGGCCACGGUAGCUACUUCUGGGCAACAAGGAGCGUCUGCCGCCUUCCAUGCCAGCACUAGAGUCCAUGGAUACAGCCACAAUGCACAGCUAAAUCGUCUGGCAAUGCCAUCAGCCACUGCUACUGCUGCUGGACAGCAAACUAGGACAGUCAUUAAUCUGGCCAACGAUCGCCCCACGCAGAUGCAGAGAAAACAGGUUUUGAGACCAUCCCCGCCAGCGCUAGAUUGA
Molecule: messenger RNA, 5007 nt
Organism: Monascus purpureus
Lineage: Eukaryota; Fungi; Ascomycota; Eurotiomycetes; Eurotiales; Aspergillaceae
Source: the annotation of a GenBank genome assembly